GUUUUUGCACGGGAAAAGCAAACAACUUCCGGUGUUUCGAUUGUUUCUUUUCUCUAACCGUCGUUCAGUGUGUUUUACUGUUUAUUUCACUUUUUCCCCACGAACGCUGAUGAUUGAUGACGGACUUUCUAUUUUUAGAUGCCUAAUGUUACUCCAGCUGGAUCUUCUCCUCCACCUGUGAGUGGAAGUGUUGGAGAUCCGCAGCAGCUCCACCCAGCUGAAACAGUGAGCUACAGCCGGGCUCUUCUAGAGGACACUCCCGAUCCUGGACUUCCUGAAGGGCUCAGUGUGGAGGCGAAUCGCUGUCCGGAGCAGCUUAAUACAGGUGAAGAGAAAACUUCGGGAGAUGACGAGCGAGCAUGCAAUCAGCUGAAAAACAGAGAAGAGGUCAUUAAAGAGAUCAGCAUCAGCAGCAAGGCUUUCAUCGGCCCCGCGUGUCGACCGCAGCCUCAGUUAGAGGAUGAGCUGAGCGAGUUUUAUAAAGAGCUUAAGCAAAUCCAACAGCCAGACACUGUAACUGGGAAUAAUGGGAGUUUAUCUCAACCCGGGCCUCCAUCAGACACUGUAGAUGGGAAUAGACAGCGUGUCUCUCAUUCCUGGCCUCCAUCAGACUCUGAAGAUGGGAAUAGUCACUAUGUCUCUGAUUCCUGGCCUCCAUCAGACACUGUAGUCGGGAAUAAUGAGAAUGUUUCUCGGUCCUGGGCUCCACCAACCAACUCACCAGCCAUAAAAGAGAAAGGGAACAAUCACAGGAAUACCUACAGGCCUUAUCCAGCUACCCGGCCACAAACAGACUACAGGAACACACCACAAUGGAGACCUCAGCCUCAUGACACGACAUACAAUUGGUCAAAUCCACACAGUUUUCAAAAUCAGUGGCAGCUUCCUCCACCAAACAUCCACUUCUAUCCUCCACCUCGACCCGGAAAUCCCCCGCACCCGCCGUACUCCCAGCAUCACGGACACUGGUGCAGUCAACCUGCUGAACCCAGCUUCCAGUUCAGUCCUGAUGUCAGACUCGCUUCAUCUCACGGCCCAGCUUCAUAUGCUCCGUAUGAAGGGUUUGAAAGACCGCAAUACGAGGAACAGGAUUCUCAGGAUGUGAACCAACACACGUGUAACGACGAGCCGGUGUUGAUUUUGAUGAGAGGAGUCCCAGGUUCCGGGAAAUCGACUCUGGCCAGGCAGAUAUCAUCCAGAGGUCCAAGUGGGCUGAUCCUCAGCACAGACGAUUUCUUCUACCGGAAGAACGGCUACCACUUCGAUCCCGCUCUGCUCGGAGACGCACACGACUGGAACCACAACAGAGCCAAACAAGCCAUGCUGAAAAGACACACCCCGGUUAUUAUCGACAACACAAACGUUCAGGCCUGGGAAAUGAAGCCGUACAUCACUGUGGCUUUAGAGAUGGGGUACAGAGUGGAGUUUGUUGAGCCGGACACCGGCUGGAAGUGUGAUCCUGUGGAGUUGGAAAAGAGGAAUCAUCACGGAGUCUCGAGGGAAACUAUAGCAAACAUGCUGGACCGAUUCGAGGUCCCCAUCAGCGUGGACAUCGUCAUGACUUCCUGUGAACCUUCUCAUAAAAGAAAAAAACAUCGUCCCAGACAUUACAGACACAGAAGAUGACACGUGUAUAUAUAAAUAUAAAUAAACACUAUAUUGCCAAAAGUUUUGGGACACCCCUCCAAAUAAUUGGAUUCAGGGGUUGUUCUCGGCCCCUUAGUUCCAGUGAAAGGAACUCUUAAUGUUUCAGCUUCAUACCAAGACAUUUUAGACAAUUUCAUGCUCCCAGCUUGAGGAAACAGUUUGGGGAUGACCCCUUCCUGUUCCAACAUGACUGUGCACAAAGCAAGGUCCAUAAAGACAUGGAUGAGUGAGUUUGGUGUGGAGGAACUUCACAGAGUCCUGACCUCAACCCCAUAAAACACCAUUGGGAUGAAUUAGAGUGGAGACUGUGAGCCAGACCUUCUCGUCCAUCAUCAGUGCCUGACCUCACAAAUGCACUUCUAGAGAGGAACAGUCAAAAAUUCCCAUAGACACACCCCUAAACCUUGUGGAAAGCCGACCAGAAGAGUUGCUGUUAUAGCUGCAAAGUGUGAGCCAACUCCAUAUUACAUUCAUGUGCAUGUAAAGGCAGACGUCCCAAAACUUUUGGCAAUAUAAUGUGUAUAUAAAAUUUUAACAGGAAAUGAAUGUAUUUUUGUGAUUAUUUUUGUGACAUUUAUGAAGAGAUUUUAAACAGUGUUGACACUCUGGUCAGCAAUUUUAUAUAAACAUGACCGGAUGUCUUGGUUUGAACGGAUUGUGAAAAUAAUUCAUAAUAAGUCUUUAAUAUUAAUGAUGCAAGUCAUUACAUCAAAUCAGUUUUUUUAUUUUAAGGAACCGAGGUCAUAGAUCUUCAGAUUUGUAGGAUCUCUAAACUGUAUUUGACAGCAGAAAGCUGAAUGCUUGUUGCUGUUUUUUCCUUUUUGAAAGCUUUGUAUGGAUCGUCUGAUGCCGACUUUCCUUUCCUUUUCCUUUUCUGUGUAAAAUCCGACUGUAACGUAAUUGAAAUUCACUUUCUCCAUCCUUGGGAGAAUUUCAUCACUCUGAUCUGAUAGAAACUCAGGAAAACCUCAGAGGAACCCUCAGGUAAAAUGUACAAAAAUACCUUUUUAUUUCAAAAUGAAAAAUCUUAAAAGAUGGCUGGUGCAUUUUAUUCUUGUCUUCAUGUUUGUGAUGUUUAAUGAUGUUAUUAAAUGCCAUGUUUAUAAUAC
Hemibagrus wyckioides is the source of this 2756-nucleotide messenger RNA. RefSeq names its product NEDD4 binding protein 2-like 2 (gene n4bp2l2). The transcript is spliced from 6 exons. The coding region runs from base 139 to 1626 and encodes 495 amino acids. The record is from RefSeq and is a predicted model, not a curated record. Lineage: Eukaryota; Metazoa; Chordata; Actinopteri; Siluriformes; Bagridae.